AUGGACGCAGCGCUACCAGAGGAAAUAAUCCGUGAAAUUCUAUCGCACAACAUACAGAUAUCACACGUCGAUUUUUGCCACUUCUACUACGACGACUGGGGGCACCCCAUGUCGCCGCCAACAUCUCGCUGCAGCAGUCUCCUCCUCGUCUCCAAACGCUGGCUCCGUAUCGGCACCCCACUGUUGUACGAAUGUGUCCGGCUCUCGGAGCCAGACCACACCACUGCGGUUUCAAGCCUUUUGCGCACGCAUCCGCAUGUUGGCCUAGCCGUGCGAUGUCUCAGGCUCGAAGGCGGGCUCGGGAAGGACCUGGUACACAUCGCAAAGCUUAGUCCGAAACUGCACAGCAUAUAUCUCAGUCUUAUUAUCAAAUCCACCGACAGUAUUACAGGAUUGAAGGAGGCAUUUCCGCUUUUUCGUCCGGCCAACUUGUAUAUCCAAGGGGAGAGCUACGUGUGGAUCAGGAACUUGAAGGUUGUUGGAGCCAGGACACUCCUGUGUACCCACAUCAAAGAUGUGUGGACAUCGCUGCGGUCGCUCACCUUGUCAGACCGGUCUGAAGAUAUCAUGGAUCAAGAGCUGGCCGACGCGCUUGCCGAGUCCUCUAUUGAGGAAUUCGGCUGCGUGGCAUUCGAGGCCGAACGCUGGGUCAUUGAGGGAUUGAUGAGGAGGAUUCUCGAAAACUCGCGGCUGCAGCGCGUCGUGUGCCGAGGGAUGGCGUAUGAAUCGAGUAUGCGGGUGAGCCUGCAAAAAAGAGGCUUUUCUGAUGCAAUCAUCCGGACAUUCACAUUUAUCCACCAUGAGACGGAUGUCACGUUGUGA
Messenger RNA from Phanerochaete carnosa HHB-10118-sp, 822 nucleotides. RefSeq lists its product as uncharacterized. The transcript is spliced from 2 exons. The record is from RefSeq and is a predicted model, not a curated record. The coding region runs from base 1 to 822 and encodes 273 amino acids. NCBI's taxonomy places the organism in Eukaryota, Fungi, Basidiomycota, Agaricomycetes, Polyporales, Phanerochaetaceae.